AUGCCCGCCCUCACACCUCCCGCCCUCAUCCUCGUCACCGGCGCUUCGGGCUUCCUGGGCCCACACAUCAUCAAGGCGCUUCUCGCGGCCGGCUUCACUGUGCGCGGCACCGCCCGUGACGAAGUCAAGGCCGCGUACCUGACCAACACGUUCGGCAUCGACGUCGCCAUCGUGCCCGACGGCGCGGCCCCGGGCGCAUACGAUGUGGCCGUCAAGGGCGUCGCUGGCGUCGUGCACGCCGCCUCGCCCCUCGACGUCACGAACACGGGCGACCCGGACCUCGUCAUCCUCCCCGCCAAGAACGGCACAAUCAGCCUCCUUGCGUCCUGCGCCACGUCGACGGUACAGCGCGUCGUGCAGAUUAGCUCCCUUGCGGCCGUGACCAACUCGAACUGGGCCGAGGGCCGCGUUACGCUCACGGAGGACGCGUGGAACGACGAGGCGCCGGCGAUCUGCGCGGCGCAGGGCGCCGCCACCCAUCCGUUCAUCAAGUAUAUCGCGAGCAAGGCUGUGGCGGAGCGCGCGUUCUGGCAGUUUUUCGAGAAGCCGCGUGCGUUCGACGGCAUCGCCCUCGAUUGCGCACUUAUUUUCGGCGAGCCGCUCGGCUAUGCGGCGAGCAAGGGCCGCCUCGAGGGCUCGAACGCCCUCCUCCUGCCCUACAUGACGAGCACGCACACCGAGGCCGAGCUGCGCGCACAGACGGCGCCGUGCGUCGGCGCUGAUGAGGUCGCAGCCACCGUCGUGCGCGCCCUCACGGUGCCCGAGGCGAGCGGGCGCUUCCUUGUCUCCUCGGGGCCCGUGUACUUCAACGACUAUGCGAUUGCCGCGGCGGUACUCGACAACCCCAACCUCACGCCCGGCCACACCGACGACGCGUACCGCACCGGGCUGGGCGAGCAGGCCGUCACGUGCGACACGGGCAAGGCUCAGCGCGUGCUCGGCAUCACGUACAAGCACAAGGACGUUGUGCUGGCGGACGCGAUGCGUGCCAUCAAGCCUUUCCUGACCAAGUAGGGAUGUAAACGAUGGAACUGGGUAGAUCCCGUAGUCGAAGAAUGGAUGCCGAGAUUUCCGGCUACCAAAAGGCUCUCGACGUCGACAUUGCAAGAGCCAGACGACUGUCCGCACCGACGCUGACGAGGGUGAUAAUGGCGAUGCCCGAC
Cutaneotrichosporon oleaginosum is the source of this 1163-nucleotide messenger RNA. Lineage: Eukaryota; Fungi; Basidiomycota; Tremellomycetes; Trichosporonales; Trichosporonaceae. The record is from RefSeq and is a predicted model, not a curated record.